This is a messenger RNA of Trichoplax adhaerens, 1452 nucleotides long. RefSeq lists its product as uncharacterized. The transcript has 13 exons. Gene Ontology annotation, biological process: cilium organization. Bases 1 to 1452 code for a protein of 483 amino acids. Lineage: Eukaryota; Metazoa; Placozoa; Uniplacotomia; Trichoplacea; Trichoplacidae. The record is from RefSeq and is a predicted model, not a curated record. Gene Ontology annotation, cellular component: motile cilium.
AUGCAAGAACGCGCUCAUAAACAAGACGAAUUACGAAAUGAUUUAGCAGUGAGAAUGCAGAGAGAACGCAUGUUACAGGCGAACUUAGAAAGUGAAGAACGAGUUGAAACGAAACGGUUUAUCAGACAAGUGCAGAAAGAAGAAGAAGAAAGACAUAUGGCUCAAGCCUUAUAUGAGGCUGAGGAGCAGAAAAGGAUACGCUUUGAACUUGCUGAGCAGGAAGAGCGGCUAGCCAAAGAGUUAGAACGUCGUAAAGCUGAAAGAAUGCGCUUAGAGAAACUUCGACAACAAAUUCGCGAAAAUAGCCCGGAACUACGAGAAUUAGAAAGUAGACUUAAGGCUGCCUAUAUGAAUCGUGAGAGAGCGGCUCAGAUAGCCGAAAAGAAGGCUAGAUCAUUAGAUAAGCAGAAAGAUCAAGAUGAGAUCGCUAAAAUGAUUCAAGAAGAGAUUCUCCGAGCGGAAGAAGUUGAAAAGCAGUUGGAAGAAAAUAAAGCUAAGCAAAAAGUUCAAUACAAGGCACAAAUUCAACAACAACUUGAUGAAAGGGAAGAACUAAGAAAACAGGCGUAUGAAGAGUUUCUUAAGGAAAAACUUAUGAUAGACGAAAUUGUACGCAAAAUUUACGAAGAAGAUGAAAGAGAAAAGCAAUUACGCUUUGAGAAACAACGUGCUACGCAAAGGUACAUUGAGGAUUUCAAAACGCAGCGUGAAGAGUGGAAGCAACAAGAAACUCAACGCAUGGAAGAGGAAAAUCAAAAGAUUUUACGAUAUGCUAAGCAGCAAACGGAAAGGGAAGAAGAGCGAAUGGAAAAGAGGCGACAGGAAGAUCAAGCAAAAGCUGAGCUACAAGAUAAACUUGCUACAGAAAUGAAGAGAAAGCAGGAGGCUGUAGAAGAACUAGAAAGAAUUCGUGAAGACUUAUACUUGGAAGAACAGGAAGAGAAAGAAAGGCAAAAAGAAAUGGUUGAGAUAGAGAAACGUAUAAGACAGCGUCUAGCAUUGCAGAAAACUUACGAGAUUCAAUUGCAAGAUAAAGAAAUGCGCAAAAUUAAAGAAAAGGAAGAAGAGGAAGCUUUCAGAUAUCAAAUGUUGGCCAAAUUUGCAGCUGAUGACAAGCUGGAACAAAUCGGUGCGCAAAAGCGUCGCAUGAAGCAGCAAGAACAUAAACGUGCUGUCGAGAAAUUGAUUGAUGAACGAAGAGCUAAAAGAGAGCUUGAAAGACAAGCUGAACUUAAAUCUAAAGAAGAAGAAAAAGAAAUGGAGAAGUUCAGACAACAAAUUAUUGAAGAUGAAAGGCAGAAGCUGCUUCGUGAGCAUGCUUCAAAGUUGUUGGGAUAUUUGCCAAAGGGUGUACUACGCAGUGAAAACGAUUUAGAUUUUUUCGACAAUGACUUCCGAACUGAAUAUGCAAGGCAAAAUGUAGAUCCUUUUGCUAGUGAAGAUUUCUCUUAG